UGCCACCGGGUGGAAAAUCUUAUUAUAAAUCAAAAUUUUUCAAUGAUUUCUGGCACUUGAAUGUUGCCAUGUAUACUACGAAUAAUGCCCUUGUUCCUGAUCCUGACAAAGAUGACGUUCUUGCGUCUAGCCCACGUCAAUGGCCAAUUUUGGAAGUCGGUCUUCGAAUGUGUUCAUGGGCUGACAAUGCCGUCAAGUAUUAUCUACUUGGCAAUCCCUUCGUUUGGUUGCCUGGGACUGCUUCAUUGGUUCUUUACGUUCUUAUUCUAGCUUGGUAUAUUGUCAGGCGACAACGUCAAUAUCAAGAUCUUACACCAGCACAAUGGGAUCAUUAUUUGUACAUCGGAAAGAUCUGCCUGGUUGGAUGGUUUUUACAUUUUAUACCGUUCUGUAUAAUGGGUCGCGUUACAUAUCUACAUCACUACUUCCCCGCACUUUAUUUCUCAAUCUUAAUGACCGGAUAUAUCAGUGACCAUUUCACUUCGAAUUUCAACAAAAAAUUCAAGAAUAUUAUAUUUGGAGUAAGCUAUUUGCUAAUCUUUGGAGUAUUCCUAUAUUUCAAGGAUAUCUCAUUUGGAAUGAACUAUCCUUCCAAGGAGUACAAGAGUAGAAAAUGGUUUAGCACUUGGAAUAUUGUGGACUAA
This is a messenger RNA of Acaulospora morrowiae, 644 nucleotides long. Lineage: Eukaryota; Fungi; Glomeromycota; Glomeromycetes; Diversisporales; Acaulosporaceae. The record is from the annotation of a GenBank genome assembly.